This is a messenger RNA of Colius striatus (speckled mousebird), 1980 nucleotides long. It is a transcript of the gene GLRX2, whose product is annotated as glutaredoxin 2. The record is from RefSeq and is a predicted model, not a curated record. Bases 140 to 532 code for a protein of 130 amino acids. Lineage: Eukaryota; Metazoa; Chordata; Aves; Coliiformes; Coliidae. The transcript has 4 exons.
GCAUCGGGGUAGUUAGGCCGCGGCUGAGGGACCCGUUCCGCUGGUGACUGCGAGCGGGUUCUCCUCUGUUGGGGACGGGUUCUGACGCUGAAUAGAGCCAGGUGUCAGACGUGAACCUUGUAUCCGUGUUAUCGCUUUCAUGUCCCUGCAGGCAUUUCAGAAAUGUUUUAGAAUGGGUAGUAUGCUGUCUGCGUCUGGAGGACUGUCAAAUGAUGCUGUUGCGAAUCAAAUACAGGAGAUUGUUUCAGGCAACUGCGUGGUGAUUUUCUCUAAAACAACAUGCCCCUACUGCAGAAUAGCAAAAAAGCUUUUUGAGGAUAUGAAUGUUGAUUAUACAGCUGUAGAACUGGACAUGAAUUCAAAUGGCAGUCAGUUCCAAGACAUCCUUGAACAGAUGACUGGUGGCAGAACAGUCCCAAGAGUGUUUGUCAAUGGGACUUUUGUUGGAGGUGCUACAGAUACUCAAAGGCUUCACGAGGAAGGCAAACUGCUUCCCUUAGUUCAUCAAUGUCAAGCAAGAAGCAAAUUCUGAAUGGCUGUCUAGCUUAGCAUAGUCUUCCUUUGUAUAAACAGCAUUUCAGACAGGUCAGAAGAUGAAAGAUGCACCACAUCAGCUGCACACAGGAACUUCAAGCCAUGGAUUUAUGACUCACAGACCAUUCUCUGACACAGACUUUAUGAACCUGACAAAUUACUUGUCUCCUUGCCUCACCUUUACCACAAGCAAAAUGGUAAUAAAACACAUUACGUAACUCUGGGAGCAUGAAUUGUGAGAUAGUAAUGUCACUUUACUGCUAGUACAUCCCGAUACCAUGCUUCAGAGAAGUAUAGAUUGUACAAAAAGAAUCCUUUUGGUUUUGUUUUGGGGUUUUUUUCUGCAAAUUAGUUUGCUUUUUAGCUGUGUUCCAACAGGUACACUAAAUGGGCAGUUUAAUAGUUUCAUUAAUCUCAGUUCUUCUCUUAAUGUCAAAGUGUAAUCAUAAAGGAAGUGUGAAGCAAAACAAGAUCAUAGUGAUAUUGCUAUAAGCAUGUCUGCCUCUCUUACAUUUCAGUGUUUAGACAUCUAGCUAGCAAAUGGUAUGUCUAGUUGCUACAAAAAAGGAAUAAAGAUUCUUGCAUCUUCAGAGAGGGUAAUUGCUUUCCUCUUAACUCUGCACUCUGAAGUACCCAUCUAUAGAGUGUAAUUCAGACAUAUCCUCCCAGGGGAGCCAGACAGCUUGCUGUCACUAAACUCUGUGGCUACAAACAACACUAUGAUCAAUCCAACAGUAUCAUAAACCUUAAGACAUGGGUCUAAUAGGCGUAGAGUUUAUUUAGUAUUUAAAUUCUACAAUCAGAAUGCAGUUUACUAGCAGUUUUAACUUGCAGUUAAAAGUCUGAAAGAAAUGUGUAAGAUUCAGUAAAGUUGGUACAAUGUACUUUCAAAGCCAGACCAGGCAAUGCCAAGACUCUUGGAUAAUUUCAAGACAGAUCAUAUGCAAAUAGAAAGUAAUCUCAUUCUUCAGUGAAAAGGACCAUUACACUUGUAAAGGUGCACAGUUUAGAAUAAAAACAUUAGUCAAUGAAUUUUUACUCACUUCUUAUAAGACUCCUGUUACUUCCAUUCCUUUCAGUACUGCACUCACCUAAACUUUUUUCCCUCCCUUGAUGGAAAAACAGCAAUCACAUUUCUCUUCAGAUAACUCAGACUGUAAGAGUAUCAAUUCAAUUUGGCAGCUUCAUCUUUGUGAUGUGGGUUUGAAAGCAGUUGAAACCGCAUCAUUUGUAGAGCAUCCUUAGUAGACAGUUCCCCGCACUGUGCAUCUUCAACAUGUAACGUUGACCUCGCUACAUCUUUAUUAUUGCAGUGUACUGAUUUUUGCUGGUUUCCUCACUGCCUUAGUAAAAAUUUGUAUAAAAGGACACAAUCAUCGUUGUAAACAUAAAUGUGCAUCUCUGCCUAAAUUUAUACUUAAUAAAGCAAUUUCUUUUGCACAUACA